CGCUCUCUGCGUCCCCUCUUUUCGCCCUGCGGCCUCUGAACAGCUCCGCACCUGGUACCAGUAGAGGGGAUCUUGGGCAGAACGGAAAACCAGAGUUGCUCCGCAGAGUCAGUCCAGCGAGUCCAAAAUGACCACCCUUCCCCCACCGACAAUGACGCGUCCAAAGCUUAUGGCUUUAGCCAGACAGAAGCUGCCAUGCUCCGCAAGCACAAUUCCAAGGUCUCAACUGAUUAAAGAAAAAGAGGACAUAGAUCAUUACCUGGAGGUGAAUUUCAAAGGAUUGUCAAAAGAGGAGGUUGCUGCUUACAGGAACUCGUACAAGAAGAACAUCUGUGUGGACAUGCUGCGGGAGGGCUAUCACAAGUCCUUCAGCGAGGUCUUCGCGCUGAUGGAGCAGUGGGACGCCCUGAGGGAGGCUGCGAGAGUGAGGUCUGUCUUCUGGCUGCAGAAGCCUCUGGAGCAGCAGCCCGAUAAACUGGAUUUCCUCUUUCACUACCUAACCAGGGCGGAGGCGGCUGAGAGGAAAGGAUACCAUGAAGAUGUGUACAAUAACUUGUAUGUUCUGGCCUGUUACUUCGAUAAUGCUGAAGACAAGUGGGUAAGGAACCACUUCUAUGAACGAUGUUUUGAGGUUGCGCAACUGAUCAAAUUUGACGGAGGGAAGAAAGAAGCCGAGGCACAAGCACACUUGGGUCUUCUCUACGAGGAAGACGGAGUGCAAGUGAGUUCUCUGAGAAAGUCCUCAGAGGCGCCAUUUUGGGGAGCCAUGGGCAUCAGCACGAGUCAGCUUCUGGAGGCUGCCGAGCAUUAUGAAGCAUUCUAUCAAUUGACGCAGGGGCGGAUAUGGAAGGAUGAGACAGGCCGCUUUCUCAACUUGUUGGCCUGUGAAGGUCUCCUGAGGACGUACAGAUUACUCUCAGACAAAAUGCUGGAAAAUAAAGAAUACAAACAGGCCAUCAAAAUUCUAAUAAAAGCUUCUGAAAUAGCCAAAGAAGGAAGUGAGAAAAAAAUGGAAGGAGAAGCUUCCUAUUACUUGGGCUUAGCAUACCUGGCUGCUGAAGAAUAUGAAACAGCAUUAACAGUCUUCAACACUUACAGUGAAAUCUCCACACACCUGGGUGAUGAUCUCAGCCUGGGCAGAGCCUAUGAAGCCAUAGCCAAGGUCCUGCAAAGCCAAGGAAAAAUGACAGAAGCAAUUAAAUACUUGAAAAAAGUUGUGGAAAUUGCAAGAAACAACUUUCAGAGCUUGGACAUUGUGAGAGCGAGUACAAAGCUUGGGGACAUCUAUAAUGAAAACGGACAGUACAACAAAGCUUCUGCGUAUUUUCAGCAAGCUUUUGACACAACAGUAGAGCUAAUGAACACGUGUCUGAUGGAAGAAACACAAGUUCAUUACGGAAUAGCCAAAGCUCAUCAGAUGAUGCUGGCAAUGAAUAAUUAUAUAGAAUCCCAAGACCUCUCCAGCCUGGACUACUUGCUGUCAUGGAAGGAGUGCAGACGUGACACUGAACUUGAUCUGGUUGUUGGAGCAUCUAGAAGAUCCACAGAAGAAAAUAUAUCUCAAAAUUCAGAACAUUUGGAAAAACCCAACAGAUUUCCAGAUAAUCACAAAGAUGAAACUUAAAGCAGCUUGUGACUCAACAGAAAUGCAAGAAUAAAGUGAUCAUGUCACCAAAGAUGUCAUUCCUAUAGUAGGAUCAGGUGACAAGUAAUGUAGAGUUAUAAUAAAACUGACUAUGACUAUGUUUUUAUCAGAA
This is a messenger RNA of Chinchilla lanigera (long-tailed chinchilla), 1757 nucleotides long. RefSeq names its product tetratricopeptide repeat domain 29 (gene Ttc29). The record is from RefSeq and is a predicted model, not a curated record. The coding region runs from base 128 to 1624 and encodes 498 amino acids. The transcript is spliced from 13 exons. Gene Ontology annotation, molecular function: protein binding. NCBI's taxonomy places the organism in Eukaryota, Metazoa, Chordata, Mammalia, Rodentia, Chinchillidae.